AUGUUUACUGGCAUAACCGCUACAAGUGGUGUAGCUGCGUUAUGUAUGCUUGCAAACCCUUUGGCCGCUGCUUUGGGUGCUCUGAAUUUGGCGAUAUAUGCUGGAAUUUAUACUCCUUUGAAACGAACUCAUAUCGCGUGUACAUGGGCUGGAGCUGUGGUUGGUGCAAUCCCUCCGCUUAUGGGCUAUGCAGCUGCGACGGGCACUUUGGAUGCGCCAGCAUUGUGCUUAGCUGCUAUUUUGUAUUCAUGGCAAUUUCCUCACUUCAACGGGUUGUCUUGGAAUCUCAGAGGAGAUUACAGCAAGGCUGGAUAUCGUGUCAUGUGUGUCACUAAUGAGCGACUAUGCCGAGUGACAUCAAUUCGACAUAGUUUGGCUUUGGUUGGAUUGUGUUCUGUCGCGGCACCGCUCACCAACCUGACAACUAUAACGUUUGCUCUAGACUCCUUACCCGUAAAUGCGUACCUUUGCUGGUUGGCAUACAAAUUUUACAAAGCUCCUGAUGCACAAAAUUCGAGGCGACUGUUUUUCUACAGUUUGUUCUACCUUCCUGUAAUUAUGACGUUAAUGGUGGUAAGCAAAUUUGGCCGAAGUGAUGCUCAGAAGAAGUCCGCUUGCAAAGAGUUGCAACCAGUCUCUGAUCUAACUAAGUCAUAG
Molecule: messenger RNA, 657 nt
Organism: Cylicostephanus goldi
Lineage: Eukaryota; Metazoa; Nematoda; Chromadorea; Rhabditida; Strongylidae
Source: the annotation of a GenBank genome assembly